UCUGUCAGUACCUAUUUAUAAGAGCAGCAAGAUUACUUGUCGGCUUUCUCAAAAUCUUUGGAUUACUAGGAAAUACUCAUCAUGAAAAUUUUAAUUUCUCUUUGUGUCUUUGUGGCUUUAGUUGCUGCCGAUCAGUUCGUACUGGAUCUCUCUCAGGAUUCCGCUAUCAUGAAGCAAGGCGACAUUUGUUAUUUUUGGCGGCUUAAUAACCAUGAAAUUGAAUCCGUACAAAACCCUACUGGACUUAAUGAAAUUGAGACUAAAUUUCAUCACCUGGUCAGUGUUCAUUCCAAAUUCGGCGUCGUAGCUGACAUUACCAUAUAUUCACAAGCCGUUCAAACUCUCUGCAAUGGUGCUACCUUGAAAUCUUAUUCUCAUCACAAAUAAAAAAAAAAAUAACC
This is a messenger RNA of Saccostrea cuccullata (small rock oyster), 401 nucleotides long. RefSeq lists its product as uncharacterized. The record is from RefSeq and is a predicted model, not a curated record. Bases 82 to 387 code for a protein of 101 amino acids. Lineage: Eukaryota; Metazoa; Mollusca; Bivalvia; Ostreida; Ostreidae. The transcript is spliced from 4 exons.